AUGGUUGACGAUGAGCAGACAGAAAGCAGUUCGACACAUGGAAACGAGAUUGCAGAUGGAGAAGAGAAUCAAUCAAUGGACUUCAGUGUGCCCGAAGCCUCAACUCCCGAAUCUUUAGCAGAAGAGGUGGCUGUAUUGACGAAAAAGUGCAAUUUUCUCUCACAUCAGUUGAACAUGAUCAUGAGCACGAUGAAAGUACCGCCUUGUUUAUGUGCUUCUUGUGAGGAACAAUUCAAAGAGCAACGCGCAGAAGAGAAUAAAACGAUUAAGAAAAUGAUCUCUCAACAGCAACAACACUUCAAGGGCCCGGCCACCCCGUUGAGGACCCCAUUGAUGCCGUUUGGAUUCCAUCUGCCAACUCCUGCAGCUCCAUCUCAUCAUCAAACACCCAGCACACCAAAAACACCAAAUAUUGACGAUCCUACGGCAACCCUCACCGAGAACGAGGCGCAAUUUAUUCAGCAACUGAUGGCGACGGAGAAUGCUCAUAUCGGAGGACAAGCUGGUCGUCGCUCCAAGUACUGUAAUCCCGAGGAGAAGAAAGCCGUCGCCGAGUACGCACAGGUUCACGGAGCCGCCGCCGCAGCUCGCCGCUUCGGGAUCCCGGCUCCAGUUGCUUCGUAUUAUCACAGAAAAGCCUCACAAAAAGCACAUCAAUCUCAACAACAAGUAAUGUUGGCCGCGGCUGCAGCCGCCGGUGUCUCACCAUCUCUUUUCUUGGGCGCAGGACCUCCAGUGCUCACCCCGUCAACACCAAACGAAGAAACAACUCCACAAAAUACCCCAUCGAACACACAACCCUCGACUCCGCAACCGAAUCAGUGUGAAAUGGCCUUCAAAAUGAACGCCAUGCCCGGCUUCCAGCAACCACCGCCCACAAGCAGUGGGAUGUUCGUGCGCGGACGAGGAAGAGGACGACCAAAGUUGAUCGGAGAUGAGCUCGAUAUGCAUCUUGUUGAGUAUAUGGUAAAGCUGAAAAAAACCGACCCAUCUCAACAUUUGACUGCUUCAAAAGCGUUAGACAUUGCCAGAGAUUACAUUGUCGCUAAACAACCGGGAUUAUUGGAGGAACACGGUGGACAGGUGAAAUUGAAAAUCACUUGGGCCAUGAAAUUGGUGCAACGAGUGGCCGAAAGGGAACGCGAGAUCGAGAUGGGACUUCCGCCGGGCACUCUGCAAAAUCUCGGUCGACUUGUUCAACAGAUGCCAAAUGGGGCGAUCAAUCCAAUGGAUUUGAUGAGUGCUCAGAGCAUGCUGGCCGGAGGUCUAAUGGGUCAAAAUGGUCAAAACGCGGUCACUCCUGCCGACUUUGAGGCUCUUUUCCAAGCGUUCGCCCAAAGCGCUCAACAACAGGCUGGAGAAGAGUCAACCUGUAUGCCGGAGAUCAUAAAAGGGCAAGAGAUCGACAUUGCCGCCUUGUUGGGAUUGUGCGGGGAGAAAGAAGAAAAAGAUGGAUCACAUGAAGAUGGAGAUGAUGACGAUGAUGGAGAACCAAAAGAAGAAGAGAGUGCUCCAUCGAUUUCCCCACAAAGUGCCGACGAUCAAUCGAUCAAUUCCACUCCGAAUUCACACGCGAAUUUCAUCUUUGCUUCG
Messenger RNA from Mesorhabditis belari, 1593 nucleotides. The record is from the annotation of a GenBank genome assembly. NCBI's taxonomy places the organism in Eukaryota, Metazoa, Nematoda, Chromadorea, Rhabditida, Rhabditidae.